This is a messenger RNA of Drepanopeziza brunnea f. sp. 'multigermtubi' MB_m1, 1521 nucleotides long. NCBI's taxonomy places the organism in Eukaryota, Fungi, Ascomycota, Leotiomycetes, Helotiales, Drepanopezizaceae. The record is from RefSeq and is a predicted model, not a curated record.
AUGGCAACUCAGGUAUACGUAAAAGCUGCAUUUAUUCUGCUGGGCUUCGCAUGGCUCAUUUCCGCAGCUCCAACCGGCACCACUGUAGAGCCAUCGCCUACCUCUCUUCUCGGCUACAACUCCGCCAAUGGUGUGGUCAACGAGGACACGGCCAACAUCCAGUACUCUCUUUUACCUGGCCAGACUGAAGCCGCAACUGUUGGCGACUACCUUGACUUCAACAAUGUCAAGAAUCCGCAACCCAUUCGCGGCAGCAAAGGUGGAACCGACCCCGGCCCGAGGACAGAAGAAUACGACAUCUUGAACCCAGACAAACUUGCGCCACCAGGAACCGACCAUGGAUCUGUUGCUAAUGCCGAGUGGCCAUUAGGCCUGAGUCACAUGAAGCUCGGUCUUGACAGAGCGGGGUGGUCGCGGCAGCAGAACAUUGAUAACAUUCCUGCGGCGACUGAUAUGGCGGGAGUGGACAUGAGACUUGAGGAGGGUGCUUAUCGCGAGCUACAUUGGCAUAAGGCUGCCGAGUGGUCGUAUAUCUUGAAGGGAAGUGUGAGAGUCGAAGCUGUGAAUGAGGAGGGACAGACAUUCGUAGAUGAUCUGAGUGCGGGCGAUGUUUGGUACUUUCCUCCAGGUAUCCCGCAUUCCUUGCAGGGUCUGGAAGGGGGUGUUGAGUUCCUUCUUGUUUUUGAUGACGGGGAUUUCAGCGAGGACAAUACGUUUCUGGCCUCUGAAGUGUUCGCACAUAACCCGAAGACAAACAGAAAGCUCUCCUCAGUAAAAACUUCGGUGUGUGAAUACCCGCCUGGAUUCUUUGAUGUCUUCAGAUUAUCGACUCCUAAGAUUUUCGUCCGAGCCAGAACUCAAAACAAUCCCAAAUCCAGAGACUGGGCCAAUGGCAAAGCUAACUUUGAUAAAGGUGGACUUCCUCUCUCCGCAUGGGACAAAAUCCCGGCUGGGGAGCUUUUCAUAUUCCCGGGUACUCCAGCGCCAACAGACAUCGCUGAGCAAAAUAUCGUGGGCUCAGCGGGCAUCGUACCCGUCGAGAACUCGUACACUUACCAUCUCUCCAAGGAAGCCCCCACGAUCACGACCGAGGGAGGCAGUGUCAAGAUCGUCGACCCCAAGACUUUCCCUCUGGCAGAGAAGUUCUCGGCUGCGAUCGUCACCGUGAAGCCUGGCGCGGUCCGUGAAAUCCACUGGCACACUACUUCUGAUGAAUGGAACUUCUUCGUAUCUGGGAGCGCCCGGAUUGGAAUAUUUGCUGCUCAAGGAAACGCCCGGACCUUCGAUUACCAUGCUGGUGACUGCGGAUAUAUUCCUCGAGCCAUGACUCACUAUGUCGAGAACAUCGGCAAGGAUGAUGUGGUAUUCAUUGAAGUGCUGCAAGCUGAUCACUUCUCCGAUAUCAGCGUUGGUCAAUGGGUCGGGCUCACCCCCCCUCAGAUCAUCAUGGAUACCCUGAACUUGACCAACUCGACUGUCUCGAAGUUCAAGAAGGAGAAGCAGUAUAUCGUACAGGGUUAA